AUGUGUUAUUACAGCAGUUACUAUGGAGGCCUGGGCUGUGGCUAUGGCUGUGGCUAUGGCUGUGGCUAUGGCUGUGGUUAUGGCUGUGGCUGUGGCUGUGGCUAUGGUGGCUAUGGUUAUGGUUGCUGCCGCCCACUGUAUUGUAGAAGAUAUUGGUCUUAUGGCUUCUACUAA
Messenger RNA from Arvicanthis niloticus (Nile rat), 174 nucleotides. The record is from RefSeq and is a predicted model, not a curated record. Lineage: Eukaryota; Metazoa; Chordata; Mammalia; Rodentia; Muridae.